UUCGAUCGAAACACAAAAGGGCAGGUAGUGUCUCUCAAGAAAGCCGGCGUCGUUUUUCAACUCGAAACGCCAUACCACAACUCUCUCUCUGGUCUUGUUUGAGGAAGAACUGAUAGAGUCCUAAUAAUUAAUCGAAAAUGAAGCACAAGAUGAGCUUCAUUGCCACGGUGCUGUGCGUUUUGUGUCUACUCUCACAGUCUAUUCUCAGAUCAGCAGCUAAUCAAUUUCUGGGAAUUGCUCCCGAAGAUGAGAAAUACUACAAAUCGUCGGAGGUGAUCAAAUGUAAAGACGGAUCCAAGAAAUUCAGCAGAGCUCAGCUCAACGAUGAUUUCUGCGAUUGCUCCGACGGUACCGACGAGCCUGGUACUUCUGCAUGCCCAGGUGGAAAGUUCUAUUGUCGAAAUGUGGGUCACGCUCCUCUCCAGCUAUUUUCAUCCAGAGUCAAUGAUGGUAUUUGCGACUGCUGUGAUGGGAGUGACGAAUAUGAUGGUAAAGUAAGUUGCCCAAAUACAUGUUGGGAGGCUGGGAAAGUGGCUAGAGAUAAGCUGAAAAAGAAGAUUGCUACUUACCAAGAGGGAGUUGCAAUACGAAAACAGGAAGUUGAACAAGCAAAAGUAGCUAUGGCUAAAGAUGAGGCAGAACUAUCAAAGCUGCAAAGUGACCAGAAAACACUAAAGCGACUUGUUGAACAGCUCAGAGAGCGUAAAGAACAAAUAGAAAAGGCUGAGGAGAGGGAACGGUUACAGAAAGAAAAAGAAGAGCAGGAGAAAAAAGAAGCGGAAGAGAAAGCUAAGCAGGAGAACAGUGGUGGUGAAGACCAGGAGAAAACUAAAGCUGAAGAGGAAGCUAAGAAGGAAAAGAGUGAGGAUGUGGAGGAUGGCAGUGCUGAAGACAAACCUAUAGAAAGUCAACAUGAUGAUAAUGUUGGGAAUUUGGACGAUUCUCAUUCAUACCAGGAUACAGCAGAGAAACAUGAUGACUUAGGUACUAAAGAUGGUAGUAUUGAUACUCCUGAACAUAUAGGGUCUCUGGUUGAUGGUGUACAACAGGAAGCAGUAAAGCAGAAGAAAGAGUCUGUUGCUACAUCUGAACCUGACUUUGAUGGCGGAAGCAAGGUGCCUCAUGAUGAGGGAGAUGAUGCAUCUGAAAACACAGAGUCAUUGUCAAAGGAAGAGUUGGGCCGCCUUGUUGCUUCUCGCUGGACAGGGGAAGAUACCACAAAGGAAUCAGGGGAAGUUGAUGUUACAAAAGAUUCUGAUCAUGAAGAUCAUGAAGAGUUGCCUAAGGAGACCCAUGAUGAACAGUCUGAUGGCUAUGCUUCAGAAACUGAUGAUGACAACCAAAAAUAUGAUGAUGAAGAUCAUGAGGAUGAGGCAGAUGAUGAUUUUGGCGUGGAGGAUCACAGUGAUUCUGGUUCUUCAUACAAAUACGAGUCAGACACUGAUUCAGACUUGUCUGAUGUAACAACCUUAAGUAACCCAUCUUGGCUGGAGAAGAUACAAAACACUGUGCGGAACAUUCUACACGUUGUUAACAUAUUCCAGACGCCAGUGAACCAAUCAGAGGCUGCUAGUGUACGGAAGGAGUAUGACGAAUCCAGUGCCAAAUUGUCCAAGAUAGAGUCAAGAAUAUCAAGUUUGACGCAAAAGCUAAAACAUGAUUUUGGACCAGAUAAGGAGUUCUAUUCAUUCUAUGGUCGCUGUUUUGAAAGCAAGCAGAAUAAGUAUGUCUACAAAGUGUGCCCAUAUAAGCAAGCUUCCCAGGAGGAGGGGCACUCUACAACUCGUCUAGGGAGCUGGGACAAGUUUGAGGACUCAUAUAAAGUCAUGAUCUUUGCAAAUGGUGAUAAAUGCUGGAAUGGACCUGAUAGAAGUCUAAAGGUCAGACUUAGAUGUGGGUUGAAAAAUGAGGUUGCUGAUGUUGAUGAGCCAAGCCGCUGCGAGUAUGUAGCAUUGUUAUCAACUCCAGCUAUUUGCUUAGAGGAAAAACUUCAGGAAUUGCAACAUAAAUUAGACUUGAUGAACAAAGAACAACCACACGCCCAUGAUGAACUCUAAAUUGUCGUGAUGCAACCGCUCUGAGAGUGGUUUGAACGAUUCCGAGGAAGCUACAACUGUCCCCUCUGGAUCUUUAAGUUAUGAAACACAAUGGUGGGGAGCUCCAAAAUAGAAAGUCUACUAGCUGGCAAGAGCUGACAUUAAUAGAUUGAUCCUCUGAUACAUUUUUGAAAUGAGCAUUUAGACUAGUAAUUUGAGAUGUGAUAUGAUUAUGAUGUAGUUUCUAAAAUAGUUUGCCUCCCAAACCAGAUAUUGUUAUGACACUGAUUUUAGAGGUGGAAAUGGUAAAGGUGGACCAUAAUGUGGACAAUACAAAUAAAAGAGGUUUUGUCGGUAA
Rosa rugosa (rugosa rose) is the source of this 2394-nucleotide messenger RNA. RefSeq names its product glucosidase 2 subunit beta. Gene Ontology annotation, biological process: N-glycan processing. Gene Ontology annotation, cellular component: glucosidase II complex. The transcript has 17 exons. The record is from RefSeq and is a predicted model, not a curated record. NCBI's taxonomy places the organism in Eukaryota, Viridiplantae, Streptophyta, Magnoliopsida, Rosales, Rosaceae. The coding region runs from base 138 to 2057 and encodes 639 amino acids.